UUUUUUUCUCGAGCGGAGCAAAGCUGGUGGCUGUUUCAAUCAAAGGGAAGGCAGAGGGAAGGGAGGCUCUGCGGAGAGAUGUAAGAUGGCAGAGCUACAAAUGUUGUUAGAGGAAGAGAUUCCUGCCGGUAAAAGAGCGCUCGUGGAGAGUUACCAAAACCUAACCAGAGUAGCGGACUACUGCGAGAACAAUUAUGUCCAGGCCCAGGACAAGAGGAAAGCUCUGGAGGAGACCAAAGCCUACACCACCCAGUCCCUGGCCAGCGUGGCCUACCAGAUCAAUGCCUUAGCCAACAAUGUACUGCAGCUGCUGGACAUCCAGGCCUCGCAGCUGCGGCGCAUGGAGUCCUCCAUCAACCACAUCUCCCAGACGGUGGACAUCCAUAAAGAGAAGGUGGCCAGGCGGGAGAUCGGGAUCCUCACCACCAACAAGAACACGUCGAGGACCCAUAAGAUCAUAGCGCCUGCUAAUAUGGAGCGACCUGUCAGGUACAUCAGGAAGCCCAUCGACUACACUGUACUGGACGAUGUCGGCCAUGGCGUCAAGUGGCUUAAAGCCAAGCAACAUGGAAACAACCAGUCGAUCCGAGGAGGAACAUUAUCGAGGACCAAUCCGCCGACACAGAAGCCACCGAGCCCUCCCAUGUCAGGGCGCGGCACGCUCGGACGCAACACAUCCUACAAGACUCUGGAGCCGGUGAAGCCGCCCACGGUGCCCAACGACUACAUGACCAGCCCCGCCCGGCUAGGCAGCCAGCACGGCCAGCAGCACAGCCCGGGACGCACGGCGUCGCUCAACCAGAGGCAACGCACACACAGUGGAAGCAGCGGCGGCAGCACCAGCAGGGAGAACAGCGGCAGCAGCGGUAUUGGCAUUCCCAUCGCCGUGCCUACACCCUCCAUCCCCAACUCUGGACCAGUCCCGCCCAUGUCUGCUCCUCCAGGAGCCCCUCCGCCUCCCCCACCCCCUCCUCCUCCUCCCAUGGCCGGGCUCGGCCCCUCAGCAGCACCUCCUCCACCACCUCCACCUCCACUUAUAGCGGUGGCCCCUGGGCCUGGUCUGGGCCCCGCUCCAGUGUCCCAGUUUGGAACCAUCUCGCGGCAGAUUUCGCGGCACAACCCCUCCAACUCCUCUGUCUCUAUGGUUUCGGCCACGGGCACCUACCGUCGGGCACCGUCGGUCACUUCCCAGUUCUCCUUGCAGCAGCAGCAGCAACUACAGCAGCAGCAACUACAGCAACAGCAACAGCAGCAGCAACAGCCUCAUAUUAACGGAGGCACUCCUGGCUACGGCCAGAACUCAAUGUCUAUCGCUCCUCCUCCUCCCCCCAUGCCCCAGCUGACUCCACAGAUACCUCUGACUGGCUUUGUGGCCAGGAUGCAGGAGAGCAUUGCAGAUACUCCUACUCCUCCUCCACCUCCACCUCCAGAUGAUAUACCCAUGUUUGACGACUCUCCUCCUCCUCCCCCACCUCCUCCAGUUGAUUAUGAGGAGGAGGAUGCGGCUGUUGUGCAGUACAGCGACCCGUACGCUGAUGGAGACCCACAGUGGGCCCCCAAGAACUACAUUGAGAAAGUGGUGGCCAUCUAUGACUACUCCAAGGACAAGGACGAUGAGUUGAGUUUCAUGGAGGGGGCCAUCAUCUACGUCAUCAAGAAGAACGACGACGGCUGGUUCGAGGGCGUCUCCAACGGCGUCACCGGACUGUUCCCUGGUAACUAUGUGGAGUCGAUCAUGCACUACGCCGACUGAAGGGACCUCGCAGUAACAGUAAAGUCUAUUUAUUCAGUCAUAUCAUAAUCCACUGAGAGACUGACCGACCGCCGCAAUCUUGACUCCCGAGACGCAUCUAGACAUAACUGUAUGAUUCCCUUUUGAUAUGACAGAAUGUUCUUUCCCUUACUGAUUGCAAAUAAAAUAAAAAGUAAUA
Molecule: messenger RNA, 1931 nt
Organism: Plectropomus leopardus (leopard coralgrouper)
Lineage: Eukaryota; Metazoa; Chordata; Actinopteri; Perciformes; Serranidae
Gene: abi1a
Product: abl interactor 1a
Biological process (GO): neuron migration
Cellular component (GO): lamellipodium; SCAR complex; actin-based cell projection
Molecular function (GO): SH3 domain binding; signaling adaptor activity
Source: RefSeq, a predicted model, not a curated record